UUCCACCCAGCACCUGCCCACAAGUUUCACCAAGGUGAUUUGUGGGGGUGGGGGUGGCAGCAGCAGCAAUAGCUCUCUGGGUCUCCCCCGCUGGCUGCCCCACAAGGGGAGAAGAGGAGGAACCUCCUCAGCCCAAGGGAUACCCCAGACCUUCUUCAGAACACACGGGAAGCCUGGCAGCACGAGCUGGCUCUUCCUCUUCCCAGCGCAGGGCUGAAACCGGAUUGGGUCCAGUUGCUCUGGAGCCCCGCUCCUUCGUGGUCCCAUAAGACACAAGGUUCCCCCAGCCUCCGCUUGAGCAGGCCAGGUGAGUCCUCCUGGGCUUGGUUCCACCUCUUUCGUCCUGUGUUUCUCUUCCAGGUGCAGGCCAGGGUGGGCUUGGCCUUCACCCCCUGCUUCUCCAGACAGAAGGUGGCCAGAUGGCUGCCAAGGCGUCAUCCCUCUGGGAGACCCUUUCCAGCAGCUUCCUGACUUGUACCAUUUGCCUGGAGCCCUAUUGCCAGCCCAAAAUCUUACCUUGCCUGCAUACCUACUGCCAGGACUGUUUGAAGAAGCUGCUAGAGGGGUCAAAGCAGGAGCUGCGGUGCCCUGAGUGCCGCAAGCGGGUGCCUCUCCCAGCCGGCGUUGAAGGUUUGAAGACCAACUUCUUCAUCAAUAGCCUCCUGGACUUGGUGCCCCCGGUAGAGAAGGCCAGGGCCACCUGUAGCCUGUGCCCACUCAUUGGCCAAGAUGCUGGCUCUGCUGCUGUGUCCCACUGCUUGGAUUGUGCUGACAACCUGUGUCAGGUCUGUGCCCGUGGGCACCGUUGCUCCCGGCUUACCCACAGCCACCUCGUUGUAGACAUGGAGCAUUACUGCUCUGGGAAGUACAGCGAGGAGAUCCGGAAGCGUCAGGCCUCGCGGUGCAAAGAACACAAGGGGGAAGAUUUGCGAUACUUCUGCAUUCCCUGCGCUACUGCCCUGUGCCGAGAGUGCCGCCUGGGACCCCACCUGCAGCACCCCUGCCUCUCUCUGUCAGAGGCUGCCAAAGCCCGCCGCCCCGUCAUCACAGGCCUCUUGGCUGGGGUGGAGGAGACAGUGGAGCUCAUCUCCCAGGGAAAGCUCCGUCUGGAGAAGGAGACACAGCAGAUGGAGGCGUGGAACUUGAACGUCCGCAGUGUGGUACAGCAGACGUGUGCCAAGGCAGUAGAGCAGUUGCUCACUCACCAGGAAAAGGUCCUGGGCCAACUCUCUGGCUACCUGGAAGAGCAGAAGAAGGCCUUGGGGCUGCUCUUCUCUGAGCUGGAGUUCCAGGAACAGGUGGCCACCACCACAGUGGCCUUUGCACAGAAGGUGCUGAAUCUCGGUCAAGAGGGGGAGAUCAUCUCCUUGGAGCAGAUGAUCUCAGAGAGGCUGCAGCAGCUGCAGAGCUUCUCCUGGGAGCCCCUGACCUUCCAGCCCCCCAGUCUCCACAUCCAGUCAGACCUCCUGAGCAGCUGUAACCUUUUCCGUCUGGAGCUUGAUGAGAAGGCUGUGGCAGCAGCCCCAGAGCGCAGCAAGGAGAAGUCCACUGAACUGGCUAGGAACAGUACUAAGUGGAAGCUGCGCAAGCAAGAGCAGAUCCACGGAGCAGAAGUGGAGAAGGCCUCCGGGCAGGAAAAGGCCCCAGAUGGGAAGAGCCCUGGGCUGGCAGAGGCUGGUGGGCCUCCUCCCUCCAAGCGGCCGGAGGUCCCCCGGCUGGUCCCUCAGCCUGUCUUUUUCUGCAGCUUCUGGGUGAAAAUCCCCACCGACAAGGAGCGGCCACAAGUCACAGGCCUGUGCCCGUUUGGCCCCAGCGAAGUCCUUGUGGCUGACAAGCAGAACAGGAAGUUGAAGCGCUUCUCUCUUCAGGGAGAGUUCAGGGGCAUCAUCCCAGUGCCAAGCAGCGUGGCCCCAUUCAGUGUGGCUGCCAUAGGCAACAAGGUGGUCUUCACCGCUGGAUCUCAGCUCUAUGUCUUAAAUGAACAGGGGGGGCUCAUGUGGCAGAAGGCACUGCAGGGGGGUCAGGCCAGCCACGCUGUGACCACCUGUGAUGGGGACUGCGUGGUGGUGUGUGUGGCAGGAUCUCUGGAGGUGUUCAACUUGAAAGGGCACCUCUUGGAGAAGAUUGUGCUGGAGGGCUCACGUGAGAGGUGCCUGGUAUUCCUGGCCAGAAGGAAAGGGGGAUUUGUGGCAUCUGACUGGUACCGACGUAGUGUGGUGCUGCUCACCAGGAAAGGGGAUCUGGUGGCCGAAUGCCGGGAGGAGCAGUUGGGUGGGCACCAACCAGGCAGUGUCUGUGCUGACGCCCCUGGGAUUGUCUACGUAGUGCUUCAGGAGCUGAACAAGGUUGUGGCCUUUUCGGAGACUGGGGAGGAACUAGGAUCAUUUGUCACAGCAGAGAACAGCAUCUACAAGCCACGAGUGGUCACCAUUGCUGGGGACAGACAUUUUGUGGUAGCCCUGACCAAUGGCACCAUCCAUGUCUUUAAGAUCAAGUACCAGGGCAAGUGAGCGGGCAGCGCCUUGCGGGCAGUAGAGGCGUACACGGGGCGGGGGGUUGGCAUUGCAUGUCUGUGACAUUACAGAUGGGAGCAGAAGUGCUUCUGGCAGUGGGUUGGGGGAGAAUUUGGGGGAGGUGUUCGGACCCCCAUUUUAACCCCUCAUCGCUGUGAAGGGCUGUGUUUCCAGAAGGCCAGGCCUCUCCAAUUGCCACAGUCCCACCCAGGAAAGCUGAGGGUGGAUUUAAAUGGGUGUCGUGCAGCCUGCUCUUGGAGAGGCACGAAGGGAGCAGACGUCCUCUGUCAAGCACAUCUGUGGGCAGAGGAAGGUGAGGUGCCGCAGGAACCACCAGAGAUGAGGCCGGCCACCUGGCCGGCCAAAGGAGCGCUGGGCGCUCCUGGCAAGAGCGUCAUCCACCUUCUCCACUCUAGGGGGCAUUUAGAAAGGAAGGAGAGAUGGUGCUCCAGAGCUUCCAGCAUCUCCAGGGAAAAGGCUCUUGCUCUGAACAUUUGAUGCCACAGAGAAUGCACACCACCAGUGGGUAGCUCCAUGCCAACUGUCUAGGAUGCUCCCGGGUUUCAGGACUUCUCUGCUCCUCCUAAGAUCUAAAGGAGUGUUUAGAUGGGGAGGCAGAAUUGGCUGGGGCUUCUGUGCCCGUGGAGGCAGUCAGGCCCCAUCAGCCUUAAGCUGGGGGGGCGCUGGGGAGCACAGUACAGGUCUAUGGAUGGAGCCGUGGUGUGCAUGUUGCUUGCCUUUAGCCCUCUGUGACUGGAAAAACUGCAAACAUGCCUCUGUGGGGACUUUACAAGGGAUUUUGGGGUGUGUUACGUGGUGCAUUUGGGAAGUUGUAAGGGGUAAGGUUCUUCUUUCAAAUGUUUGGGAAAAUACAUUAUUUGCCUUUUAACUGUAACUUCUGUUAGAGUUUCCUCUGCCAUUGUAGAAAAGGAAAAGGCUGUAAAACGAUGGGGCGAGAGGUUUCCAAGAGCGAAAUACAUUGAUACAUAACUAUAAAACGGACAGCACGGCAACUUUGAAAGACGGGAAACUGGCCGCAGAGAGAUGCGGGCGGGGACGGGAAAGCCAGGCUGACCGGGCCGCGGUUGUCUGGGGCAGUGGCGCGCAGCUCCUCCUGUGGCCACCAGAGGGCGGCGGCCACCAGUUUCCUGUGGGAUUCGGAGAAGCUGACAGGCUCUGACUGAGGAGUGGGCUUCUGUUCGCAGGCCGUCUUUUCAGGGGGGAGGAGGGAAGGGGGUUCCCAAAGGAGAGCCCCCUUUUGGGAGGGCCUCGGGGCCAAGGCACUUUGGUUGUGGAAACCAUCCAGCUCUUUUUACGUCUGUUCCCAUGUCUGACGCUGCAGAAGUCCUGUCGCCUCUUCACUGUCAUCCCAGGGAAGAACCAGGGGGUUCCAGAAGGCACCCCAGCGGGCAAAUAAGGGCUUUACUUCUGAACCCUCUUGGGAGACAAGCCGCGCUCGGCUUCUCAUUUGUUUGAAGCAUGCAGUAAUUCAUUAAAAAAAAAAGCCUUGCAUGUCUCUCCCUAGAAGAAACUAUCUUCCUAAAACAGUUGGUCAGAUGUUGUUCCGGGUGUUUUAUUUACUUAUUUAUCUAUCUAUUUACACAAUGUCUUAUCUGCCACUCCAGUCGGAUGCGGUUCAGGGGGUGGUACUUUCCACAGCUGGCCUCCACGCGGUGCAGCUGAGGGACAGCAAACUGAAACCCAGCCACCCAGCCUAAGAGCCAUGACUAAGCCCUCCUCCUCACCCCAGCAGGCCGCCGCUUGGCCUUUUCAACCCUCUGGGACGUCCCCCAACCACCUCUGGAAGCAGCAGGGAUGCCCGGCAGGCCCCGCCUCCUGGAUCGGCCGAGAGAGUCAGGAGGGUGGCCUCGACGGAGCUAGGCAGGGACCCCAGCCCGAAGCGCUUUUAGGGCCAGAGCGACAGGACAGCAUUCAGGCAGGCGCAGUCCGGCCCGACUUGCAGGAUUCUGGCAUUCUCUCAACGGAAGUUGCUUUGGCCUCCCGGGGGAGCUGAUUUCCUGGCCUGGCCUACCUGGAGGGGCUGACAGCAGAGUCCGUCUGGAGUAGGUGGCCCUGCAGGCACCCAGGUCCAGAGCCAGGCCACUGCCAGCCAAACUAGUGGGGUCAACCCGGGCAGGGUGUUAAUCUGAGUGGCACAAAAAGAGAAACGGCCCUUGCCAAGGGAGGGGAAUUGCCGCGAUGCUCGAAGGAGGGGAGGGGAGAGAAGGAAGUCAGGCACCGUCCGAAAUCGCCAUCCAGAGGACCCCGCCUCCCUCCCAGCAGUGGCCGAAAGGCCGCAUUAGCUACGGCUUUGGUUCGGGGUUCUUCCAGGUGCCUUCCUGCAAUGGUGCAAGGUCUCUCGUUCCCCGCCCGUUCCCUCACCCGCCCCUCUUCCUUUUAACCAGAGGACCAGCUGGGGCUUUCUGCAGACCAGAGAGCUCCAGGGAACUCCAAGCUGGAAGGGGCAGCCCUGGCAGGGAAGGAUCCAGCCCCCCCACAAGUUCUUCUCUGAGGUGCUGAGCUGGCGUUUGGAACAUUAAUGCUCUUCCUUUGAAGGUUCUUAAUCAGCAAAUCCUCCUGAAACCGAAGCAGGCGCCACCCUGCUUUGUGUGACACACAAUGGCGUGCGCACAUCAGGCCAACCGCAAGUUACCCAACCCGUUGCAUAACCCUGAAUUCCUACAAGUCGUUACAGCAGGAUGGCAGCAGCACAGACUUGGGGAACAAUUGGCGCCCCUUCUGUCCCUUGCAUGAAGCCCGUGAACACCCCACCUGGAGGCUGGGAGGUUCUCCAGGAUUCCUAGGGAUCGCUGGAUUCAGCCCUCUUGGCAGAAGGUGGCACGAGGAGUUGUGCCUCCGGGCAGCCUUGGGGGUGAAGUCAAAUUGCUGCCCGUUUCGCAGACCCCUGUCCCACAGGGGCCCGGGUGGAGGCGGGGACUGAGCUGUGAGCUUGCUGCGUGGAAGGUGGUGGCUGGUGGCCGUCUGAGGGCACCCUUUCCACAGCACCCCGCCGGCUCCAGUGAGCCAUGCCGUGGGCCAGGCCUCAGGCCUCCCGACCACCCCACUCUACGGGCAUUUUGAAAACAGGCCACGCUUCCAGCAAACAUUUGGCCUUUAGGUUAAGCGAAUGGAGCCUUGGAGGUAUCUAUUACUAUUGCUUUGGUUAUUAUUAAUGCGCUCGGGGGCUUUCUUGUACCCCGCCCAGAAUCUGUUAGGAUUUGUACAGGCUUCAAGUAUUGUAAAACAAGCCAACUCUGCCAAACGCCCAUUGCCACACCCUGCUGGUUUGGGGGCUCUGCCCCACUUUUGCCCAGGAAAGGGGCAGCCCAGAGUUGGGGAGGCAGCCUGAGGGGCCCUGCCCUUGCCAAUCCAGCCAGCCUCAGCUGCAGCAGAGCCCAGUGGAUCGGUUGCUCGGAGAAAGGGAGGCUCCAGGGCAGAAGUUCCGCCUUCAGCCCUUGGGCCCCGCGGAGGGCUGCCCUGCCGAUCCCUGGCAGGGUGUUUGAAGACAGGGCUUCCCCACGGCAGUGCCCUCUGGUGGGCAAGAGUGGGCUGCCAGAGCAUGCUGGGACUCAGUGUUUCCCUGCUGGCCUUCCUGGGCGGCGGCCUCACCCUCUCCAAGCGUGACUCAGUUGUUCUGGCUGGCGGCAACCCUGCUGUGCGGCAGAGGAGACUUUCCCCCUCCGUGCCCCCUCCCCCCGGGCCAGUCACAUUGCACUCCUGGUGUUGGCAGAGGACAAAGGACCCUCUGGCUGCCUGGGUCUGCUCUCAAGGGAGGUGCCGUCUGACUCCCGUGGCUGCUUUGGGCGUGCUGGAGGCCCAACCCGGCCUUAAAGCUGCAGAUGGGGGGGGGCGGACAGUUGAAUGAGCCUGUCUCUAGGCAGAGACACACCCCCCCCCCCCCACUGGGAUAACUGGGGCUGAGGCCUGGGGUGAGAGGUCACACGGCUGGAGGAAAAGCAAAGCAGGUGGUGGGGGGAGCAGCUCAAAGCCCUAAAAUGUGACAGGCCUCCCCAGGCCGCCUUGUCGGUUUUAUAAGCUGUGAGUGACGGAGGGGCCCCCGGGCCACUGAGGGCUUUAAGGGACAGGCACUACCGAGAAGGAAUGAGAGCCGGGCCUUUCAUGGCUGAUACAGGCUGCGCUCUCGUGGCCCUACAUCUGCGCGGGGCUGACCUGUGCUGGCUGGGGCUCACUGGCACACGUCUGCAGCGUGCGGUGCUAGGUGGACCCGGAACGUGGGCCGCCUCCCCUCCUCUUCUCCCAGAGCAGCUUAGAAAAGAUAAAGAGAUCAGCCAGUAGGCCAGAGGCAGCUGCAAAGACCAUGGAAGCAUUCGUGGGCAACGUGCCUUGCUCCAGCAGCGGGGUUCUGCUCUCCAGGGCAAUCCCUCUGGCCUGGGCCAAGGCCCUUUAGGAAGCGUCUGACAGGGAGAGGAAACAUCUGGUGCCCGCGUCCCAGUGGCCUCAGUGGGAGCAAACAGGAAGGCUGGCUGGAGAUAAAGUCGGGGAGGGGGUAAAUGGAGGCCAGGGAAUUCCUA
Python bivittatus (Burmese python) is the source of this 7045-nucleotide messenger RNA. Lineage: Eukaryota; Metazoa; Chordata; Lepidosauria; Squamata; Pythonidae. The record is from RefSeq and is a predicted model, not a curated record.